GAGCGGGUCUCCGGCAGUGGAGAAGAGCUGGAAUCGGAAGAGGGGCAGGCGGGCCCGGCCGCUCGGAGUGUGUUUGGCAGGUGUUCCCUCCAAAGCCUCUGCAUAAAGCUGCUACAGUUUUUUCGGCGAUGCACAGAUCUGACAGGCUCAAAGGAUAAGCCUUUAAAAGCCUGCGACUGAUAGCUUGGAGAGCUUGUAAGGCUCUGCAGAUUCCAUCUUAUCCAAGAAAGGUGUUUGUGCGGCUGAGGGGGCUUCAGCAGGAUGGAAAUAGAUUCCUGUUUUCGCUACUACUUCCAGCACCCGUGGUCGCGUCUCAUCGUGGCCUACCUCGUCACCUUCUUCAACUUCCUCAUCUUCGCCGAGGACCCCAUCUCCCACAGCCAGACGCAAGCUCACAUGAUUGUGGUGGGCAACUGCUUCUCCUUCCUGUUCAACAAGUACCCGGGCCUCGGGUGGAACAUCCUGAAAGUAAUGUGCUGGAUCCUGGCCAUUAUCACUGGUCUGUUAGCCGGGAAGUUUAUAUUCCACCGCCAGCUCUUUGGUCGAUACCUGCGCCUGAAAAUGUUCCGUGAGGAUCAUGGCUCCUGGAUGACCAUGUUCUUCAGCACCAUCCUCUUCCUCUUCAUCUUCUCACACAUCUACAACCUCUUCCUGCUGAUGGCUGGAAGCAUGGAGCCUCACAUGGUUACAGAAUAUAUGGGCAUCAGGAAUGAGAGCUUUAUGAAGAUUGCUGCAGUGGGGACGUGGAUGGGAGAUUUUGUUACAGCCUGGAUGGUGACGGAUAUGAUGCUUCAGGAUCAACACUACCCAGAUUGGGGCAAAGCUGCAAGAAGGUUCUGGAAACGUGGCAACAAUCGAAUCGUCCUCUUCUGGACGGUGCUCAUCUCUUUGACCUCGGUGGUGGUCCUGGUCAUCAGCACCGACUGGAUCAGCUGGGACAACCUCAACCGCGGCUUCCUGCCCAGCGACGAGGUCUCCAGAGCCUUCCUGGCCUCCUUCAUCUUGGUCUUCGACCUUCUCAUUGUUAUGCAGGACUGGGAGUUUCCUCACUUCAUGGGUGACCUGGAUAUGAAUUUACCUGGAAUGUCAACAACACAUGUGAAGGUCAAGCUUCCUGUCUGCAAGCGGGUCUUUAAGGAGGAGUACCACAUUCACAUCACAGGCAAGUGGUUCAACUAUGGUAUCAUCUUCCUAGUGCUUAUAUUGGACUUAAACAUGUGGAAGAACCAGAUUUUCUACAAGCCCUAUGAGUACGGUCAGUAUGUUGGGCCAGGAGAAAAGAUCUACACAGUGGAAGAGCCAGAAACGCUCAGAGACUUCAACCACAGCACGCUCACCUAUGAGUGGCGCUCCACCAACAUCAACCCGAGCACCAACAAGACGUACGUGGAGCGGGACAUGUUCCUCCACAGCCGUUACACCGGGGCCAGUUUGGACAUCAAGUGCCUGGCCUUCAUCCCAAGUCUGGCGGCGUUUGUCCUCUUCGGCUUCUUCGUCUGGCUGUUUGGACGCUUUCAGGACAGCGAGACGUUCACCGAAAGCCAAGACAAGGCGUAUGAGAGGAUAAAGAGGAAAUCGCCUUCAGAGUACAGCAAGGAGAUGGGAGCGACCCCGGAGGACACGCACCUGACCAUGAGCGAUAGCCUGAAGCGGUCGGGAAUGCCGAUGCUCCUGGCGGUGGACGGGCCGCACUUCGGAGCGACGCCUUCUACGAACUCGACCAUCUCGAUGGACACCCAGGAGACGCACCCGAGCAUUGUGAUAGACAACGCGGUGCAAGACGAGCCCGUUGUGUCGUUUGACGUCCGCAGACUCUCGCCGUGAACGCAUCAACUUUCUGACUGCGGCAAAGCAGAAAGAAUUUACCCAGACUUCAGAUUGUUACAGGUUUUCUUACCCGCUAAACGUCUCACACACACACACCCACACCCCCACGCACGCACGCACACACACACACACACACACACACACACACACACACACACACACACAUUACAUUAGCAAAGCCGUGUGUCUUUCAUUGGGGUUUUAUGUGACAGACCAAUACAACGUAGUGUGAAGAUGAGGAGUAAGAAUCUUUUUCAAAUAAUCAUUUGGAAAUUGUUUCCUCCAUUUGCAUUUAGCCCCUCUGAGGCAAUAUUUCAUUUAAUCAGAUAAUACAAAGAGUGUCUGUGAACAUCAACUUUCACGUCUUACCCCUGAUUCUCAAUUGGAUUUGAGCUUGGACUUUGACUAGGUCGCUAUGACACGUGAAAAUGUUUUGAUCCGAACCAUUCAGACAGACCAGUCUGCAUGGUUUGGGUUGUUAUUUGCUGCCACUUGUAGCAUUUUGUACGUGGUCCAAAAAUCCAGUUUUAAUCUUAAAUGAUCGGAAUAUCUUCUUCUUUCACGUUUGCUUUGUCUCCUACUGUAAACAAAACUCCUCAUUACUUUAUUUCAGCAGUGAAAUAAACUCUCUCCAUAGUGCAUAACUAAUGCCAUCAUAUCAACACUUUCACUUGACCUUUGAACCUCUCCUGGCCGCCUCUCUCCUGUUCAGGUGGACACCCGUAGGUAAUUUGUGGCAUAAUUGUGACUUUACUGAUGGUAGUUAUUUAUUAAUAAACUCUAUCUGAUUUUUUUAUUAUUGUUAUUGGUAUCAGAAUAAAGGGGCAGAAUAUAAAUGCAAAAAUUUUAAAUUGCAAAAUAAAUUUUAAAAAUCUUAAGUUUUUCCCUUAAUAGUUAUACUUUACUUUGUUUUCGUCCUCAUAUAAAAUCCAAUUAAGACACAUACAAAUUUGUGUAAAAAUGUAAUAUAUAUAUAUAUGUCAAAGGAUGCUUCUGCUGAGCAGUAUACAGAGUACAUGUGCUCGGGUAAGUGACAUUAAGAGAGCAGGUUGUGUGGUUUUGAUAUAUUUUUUCUAAGAUAUCCUCUGAAAAAGCCUCCAUAUUGGCACCGGUUCUGAUGCAACUAGCCUAAUGUGAAGCAGAUCUUUUUAAAACAGACGGCAAACUUUUAAUUGACACGGUGCUGGCUUGGAUUUUCAUAAUUUACUUUAGUCACGGUUAAACUAAUGGGUGCCUAUAUCCGAGGAGUGUUUCUGCUUCUGCAAUUCAGAGUUGGAGCAGUAUUACAGCUACAAUCGUGCCUUGAUAUUUCAUAUGUUUAUAUACCAACAGCCUACUGCUACGGAAGAUGUCCUAAUUAUGGUCUGCCUGACUGAUCCCUGCUGUAUAUCCUCAUAUCAAACCAACAAUUGUUACCUCUUUUGGUCCUCGGCUCGUGCCGUUUUUAAUUUAUUCUCUUAUGUUGCUUUUAAUCCGUUUCAAACGUAUGUCUCUUGUCGAAAUGGCGCGAUUAUCAGCAUCAAUCUACGUUGAUGACCUUUUCAUAUCCCCUCACUCGAUAUUAGGCUCGAAGAUAAUAAAUGCAAUCAGCAGAGAUGAAAUAGCAAAGCAACAAGCCACUCGAUGAUUGCAAAUGCGGCUCCCGCUCCUUUCUCUGAAUAUCAACCGAGUCGGGAGGUUGGUUUUGCCCUUGGCAUAAACAUGCUAUUGAAGCGGAGGGGUAUCUCUCUUUCUUUUUUUUUCUUCUUCUUCUUUCUUUAAAGCUCAGGGCUUCUUUAUGUCUAAAUAAUCUUUGAAGGUUUUGGAAGUGGGUUUCUGCAGGUAUAUAUUUUUUGAAUAUUAUUCAGUUUGCACAUCAUUCGGCUGCUCUGAACUCAUUCUGUAGCUGCAGUAAAGACCUCUUUCUCUGAAUUUUCAUGUCCUACGUUAUUGCUUUGUAAUGUAGAUCUGUGGGAGUUGGUCCAAAAGUGUGCCCUUAGACAUCAUUUUUUUUCUUUAAAGUGCAAAUAUGAAUUAAAUUAUUAAUGAGUUACAGAUAUAUAUAUAUAUAAAUAUAUAUUUUAUUUUUUGCAUGUGUGCUAAAACAUUUCAACAAGUACUUUGCGACCAAAGAUUCCAGAUAAUCCGGCGUUUUAACCCUGCCAGAGAUGGAGUUGAUUCUCUUGGAAAGAAAAGGCCAAAUACACACAAUGGCUUAAAGCUCUGCUCAAAAUGUGUUUAAUCAAGCAAACAAACAAAGUAGUAAAAAUUUGUGUUUUUGCAAAACACACCCAAAUAAUAAUAAAAAAAAAAGCCAAUGAUUUUAUUCAGUUUUAUUAGGUAAAAGUGGUUUUAAAAGUAUUACAUUAACUGAAUGUAUUCAUUUAGUACAUCCAGUUAGAUGAUGUGUAACGUGCUUCAUUUCUGUUUGUAAUAAGAUGUUGUUUUUUUUCUACUGAAAGGUUAUUACACGGAGUACUAUGACAGUAUAUACUGGUGAGGCGCUCCAUACUGGAGUUUAUUACAUCUGAGGUUCCUUUUUGUGUUGAUGUUUAAUCGAGCGCGCCGUGUCUGUGGACGCCCGUUUUUGACGGAGGCCAUUCUGUGAAGAGGUCCGUUUUAUUUAGCAUAAUUGCUUUGCAGCUCUUCAUUCUGUAAUUCUUUUUAUUUUAUUAUUAUUAUUUUUUACAGUAGAAUCCACAAAUCACAUUGUAGCAUUUAACUAAAAAAAGGUGAAACCGUUUUUUUUUUUUUUUUUUUGCUGGACUUUUCAGGUGUUCUUGAUUUGUUGCUUUCUUUGUGUUUUGUUUCAAUAACUGGACCUUUCCUUGCUUUUGCUGUGUUGUAAAUCUGUCCAAUCCUGUGCUGCCAAUAAAUCAACCGUUUUCUGUU
Messenger RNA from Poeciliopsis prolifica (blackstripe livebearer), 4698 nucleotides. It is a transcript of the gene tmem117, whose product is annotated as transmembrane protein 117. Gene Ontology annotation, biological process: intrinsic apoptotic signaling pathway in response to endoplasmic reticulum stress. NCBI's taxonomy places the organism in Eukaryota, Metazoa, Chordata, Actinopteri, Cyprinodontiformes, Poeciliidae. Bases 262 to 1824 code for a protein of 520 amino acids. The transcript has 8 exons. The record is from RefSeq and is a predicted model, not a curated record.